Mytilus californianus (California mussel) is the source of this 2942-nucleotide messenger RNA. RefSeq lists its product as uncharacterized. The transcript has 2 exons. Gene Ontology annotation, biological process: intracellular signal transduction. Lineage: Eukaryota; Metazoa; Mollusca; Bivalvia; Mytilida; Mytilidae. The record is from RefSeq and is a predicted model, not a curated record. Bases 200 to 1438 code for a protein of 412 amino acids.
GAGUCCAGGGACAUUGUCUUUUUGGCCAUGGCGAGUCCAGCAGUGAGAAGAUAAAAUUUAAUUGAUGAAGACUCUCAAGGUAUCAGAAGAAAUGGGGUAGUGGAAUGGUUUUAUAAAUGUGCAAAGAGUGACCAGAAUGAACAUUGUUAUUGUGAAUAGGAAAUGAAAGCAGUAAACAGAAGCCAGUUUUAUACUGAUAAUGGGGAAUGCUAGCAGUAACCAGAAAGAAGAUCUCUGUGCAAAUCGACACAGUUAUUAUACUAAGUUAUUAUCUGCACCACCAUUAUGGUCAACUCAAACAUCAUACAGUAAAUGGGCUAAGCAGUACAAAAAUGUGGAAGGGUUUACUGAUUUUGCUGAUUUUACAACAUGUCGUGAAGCAAGAAAACGUCAUGGCAUAUUAGUCAAACCAGACACAUACGAUGGGAGGCAGCUCGUAUCCCAGUUGAAAUCAAAAUCAGAAUUAACUUUGAUUGAAAAACAAAAAUGGAAGCUUUCUUCAUUUAAACUUCCCAGAAUUCCCUUGACUGGAUUAGAAGAUCCUUACUGGCUUCAUAGCCGACACAACAGGAACAGACGCGAAUGCAGUGUUAUUGGUUACCAUGACACCAUGGCAGUUCUUCAAAUUAACACAAAUAGAUAUCACUUGUCACCAAGGUUUUACAUUUUAGACUUGGAAUGUAAACAAGUUUUAGGACAUUUUGUUGUGUUUUACCAUUGUAAGAGAUGGUACGAGUGCUAUAUCUCUCCUAAUAAACAACAGUUGUUGAUACGCCCUGAUAACUUAACUAGAAUUGUUUCGCUGCCAGAUAAUUACAUGAUAGAGAAUAUAUCAUUGAUGCAGCAUGCAUCAAAACUCAGGAUUAAUGCGGUACCUCCAACACUCAGAGCCCAUGUGCUAGCAUUCAACUCUCAAGCAGGGGACAAUUUUGUUUUGACUGCUUUUUACAAGGAAAUAGAACUGAGAUCUAUUGGUGACUGGAAUGUUGUCAGGAAGAGUGGUACCUUUCGUCUCCCAGCAUCAAUUCAGCAGAUAAAAUCAAGUCCCUUAGGUGACUAUAUAGUUGUUAGAUGUGUUCAUCCUCUUUAUAAUAAAGAGUAUCGGACAAAUAUUGUUGCAGUUAUAAGUUAUGUCAACUUUGAACUGUUGCUCCGAAUUGAUGUCCGAGGGUGCUACUGGCCUGCAAGUGAGGUCAUCAAUUUACAAGUCUUCCCAUACUUUUCACCAAGUGAAGCUACGAUAGCUGUAAUGAAAAACCAUGCGUACAAUCGUAAAGUGAUAACACAGAAACUGCCCAUUGUAAGACUAAACCUGCAAUAUUUGUGCCGUAGAGCUAUUCUUCAUCUAGUGAGUUACCGUGAUGUGGGUAAAUUGCCACUUCCUGCACAGUUAGUUGAUUACAUUCAAGGCAAGCCACACAAAAUCUGCAAUGUGUAAACCAAAUGAAGUAGAACAUUUAUGCAAUGAUUGGCAGGUCCAAGCCAAUAAGAAUUUGUUAAGGCCAGUUACUUAUUCAAUAUUUUUCACUUGAAAUUUAAGAGAAAUUAUGUACCAGAGACAUAUGCCAUGUAUGCUGUAAAGCAACUCAUUUUUGUGCAUACUCUAUUUCGCAUCAAGUUCUUUUUAGAGUACUUUGCAGCUUUUUGUUUUUGGCGAUCUUCUCAUUUCGUGAUAUAUUUAUAUAUAAGGGAAGAUCCAAGUUACACAUAUUUGCGGCAAUAUAAAAUUUAAUUUGCGUACUUUUCUACUCGAGAAACAAAAAUCGCACAUGUUUACAGUAAUACGUUAAUAUGCAUUAUAUGUCUCUGUAUGUACAAAUGAACAUGUUUUUUUAAAGUGUUAUUACUGUUAAUAUCAAAUCUUUCAAUAUUGUAAUAUUGACAAGUGUUAGAAGACUGUAUUUUUCUUGAUAUUCAAAAUGUGAUGUUAAAUGUUAAACUGCUAAAAUGGCUUGAAUUCAAAUAUUCUCACUUUGCAUCCAAAUGUCCCUAGAAUGCACAAUUUUCCAUCCUUGCUUAAGAUGUGGAGGGCAACUUUGCAGAGUCCAGACAGGGCCAGACCCCUUCUGCCACUUUGAAUUGAAAAUCAGAAAAGGGUUGGAGUGUAAGUUGUAAGAGAAAAUCAGUUGGAAUAAUAAAAAGAAAACUCACAUUUUAUAAAAAAAAAAAAAAAUAUAUAAAAUAAGGGUGCUGUAUUCACAUGAUUCAGGAACUUUGAGAGUAAAAUGAUAUUAAAUUUUUUACAGUCAUGACAGUUUUUAUAAUUUUUUUGCUCAACAAGGGAUUUAUAAACAUAACUACAACAAAACUCACUUGUACAAUGUUGUAUUAUUAUUAUAUUUUUUUAUUUAAGUAGACCAUGUAAUCCACUUCAUAAUUGAAUAAAAACAUUCUAAAAAAAGAAAUGCAAUUGUAGUGAGUCAUGACAGCAAUUUAAAGAUGAAAAUUUUCACUAAAUUAUAAGUCAAACAGGUACAUGUAAAAUGCUUAUUUAUUCCUAGUCAAUAUUCUUGCUUUUUUAUAUACACAAGAUAUACAUGUAUGUAUUUGCACUUUUUAUAGAUUAUAACUCAGCCAAUAUAUACAUGAUAUAUAUAUAUAUACACACACCAUUUGUACAUAUAUGUACUUUUGUUAAUUUGUUUAUUGUUCAAAGAAAAUGUUAAUUGUUUUCUAAUUGAAUGAUUUCCAGUACAUGUAAAUAUUUCAUUGGUGUAUUUUUAGCACAAAUAUCGUCAUUAGACGGGACUUAAGCAGUUUUGGAUUGCAUGUACAAAGUAUUUUUAGUUAAUCAACCCUGGCUUUCAACUGAUGAAUUUUACAUGAAUUUGUCCUCAUGGUUUUAGAAACAAGAGAUUUGGGAGAAAAGGAAAUACAGAUAGAUUAAUACGCACAAGAUUAUUUGAAUAUUUUUGUUAAAAAAAAAACAACAUACCAGACCU